AUGACUUUAGUACGAUAUUUGGAUAAUCCUGGAAGUUACUUCGUUUUUCUUAAACAUAUUGAUGAAACUGAACGUAGUAUACAAAAACGUGGUAGUGAAAUCCCAGAAACCAUCACACAACUCCAAGAGGACUAUUAUCUCAAUAGAGAAGUUAUUGUGAGUCAUUGGGAUAGUUGUAUAAGUGCAUUAAAAUGGGAACAUCGUCAAGCUCUGAGAACAUUUGUUGUGUCUUAUGAAGGACAUAUCAAUAGUUUACCAACAAAUGGCGAUUUGAAAGAUAAUUACGAUCCAUUUGCAUCAUAUGAUGUGAACAGUAAUGAUGAUAAUCCAGAACCUCGUUAUUUAACAAGAGAUAAAAGUAAUACCAAUUCAUCUAAAACAUUGAAUUCCUUAUUAAAGAAAUCUUCUACCAUGAAUAAUCAAGCUAUUUCUAAACGGACUGAUCAUAUUCCAUUAUCAGAAACGUUCACUGUACAAUUGGGUCGUCAGUUGCGAACAAUGUUCAAUUUUCGUUUAAUUAGAUUAGAUCCAUCUGAAUUUAUAACAACUACGAGGUUCAGACUUCAAGAAAAUCAUUUACUCAAUGAUGACUGGCUUGCUGAACGUAUGAACAAUGCUUUAAACGUCUAUUCAAACAAUUUAAACGGUUUGAUGAUUCUAGUAGAUAAACGAAUUAAUUCUUUCCGUGGGAUUAAAAAAAUUUUAGCGGAUGCAUGUGAGCAGUCUACUGAAUUACAUUUCCCGGAAUUUGGAUCCCAGUUAGAAUCUAUACAGGAAACAGUUAAUCGUUUGGGAUCACGUCAUGGAAUUUCUACAGUUAAAUCAAAAUGUGACUGUUAUGAACCAGUUCAUGGUGAUGUAUUAAUCACUAAGCAUUCUAAUUUAAUCAGUAGUACCGGUGAUGGUAUAAAUGUUGUUUUUCAAGUGGUUUUUGAUGAAGAUUAUGAAAGUAAUAAUAAUAUACGUAUUCCAUCUUCAUUACACAAUGCCAUAUCAGCUGUACUACGUACUUGUUUCGACUAUGAUAUUACAACUUUAUCCUUGCCGUUAUUAUUGGUUUCAUCGGUAUCUGAAAAUAUGGAUAAGUCAUGGAGGGCUAAACGUGUCGAAACAGUACUUAAAGCUGUUAAAGGUGCAUUAAUGGAAUUGAUUACGUGGCGUGGUCCCAAUUUACGAUCUAUACAAUUUCUCGCACCUUCGUGGAUUACAGAUGAAGAAUUGAAUGUAUUCCGACAAAUUAUUUCCAAUUCAUUUUUACAACCGAAUCCAUUAAUUGUAGUGUAG
Messenger RNA from Schistosoma rodhaini, 1284 nucleotides. Lineage: Eukaryota; Metazoa; Platyhelminthes; Trematoda; Strigeidida; Schistosomatidae. The record is from the annotation of a GenBank genome assembly.